AUGUUGUCCAAAGUUCCUAAGGAGCUUUUGUCCGCCAACACGCCCCAGUCGCAAGACCUGCGCCUUAGACUGCUGAGAGGCUCUACUAUAGUGUUCUUCGGUACGGGUUAUCCCGCCAAGCGCUUCAUUUAUGAAAGAGCCCACGAUCUCGGCGUGAACGUGGUUCUGGUGGAUGAGCCUGACGCCUGGUGCAAGUCACUUGUCGAGGAAGGGAAAGUGUAUAAGUUCAUUCCCAUGAAUAUCAUGUCGCCCGAUCAGGAUAGGGUUGUUGCUGAUACGGUGGCCGCACUAAGUGAACUGGACCACGUUGAUGGUAUUUGUACCUUUUACGAGUUGGCCUUACAAACCAUGGCUCGCAUCGGUGAAGAACUAGGCGGUGUACAUAGUCCCUCUGAGCACUCUAUUAUGACUGCUAGAGACAAUUUCUUCCAAGAAGCGGAGCCCAUAUGGGGUACUACGAGCAGACUCGGUAUCAAGUCAGUUUGUAUCAAUUGGGUGGGCUGCGAUAAAGUCGUUCAAGGAAUGCAGCCGACAUAUCACUACCCAUACAACCAGAGCCUAGGAUUUCACGAACGAACCAACAAGCUGGUGAAUAUUAUGGUAGAGGAUGAGGAUGUCAGGCUGGCCCUGCUGUACUUCGAUGAACCAGAUCACUCGGGGCAUCGGUAUGGGCCAGGAACUGAGGAAACACUAGCCGCAGUGCGACGGGUAGACAGCGCCAUUGGAGUACUGCGGGAUAGACUACACGAGAUUCAAGCUUCAGGGGAGGUCAAUGUCAUCCUCACCAGUGAUCACGGCAUGACGUGGGCCACCAAUCCUGGAAUCAACCUAGCAGACGGUGUUGAUCCGGAGAUAGUGAAUAUUACAACCACGGGGCCUGUGACCCACAUCUGGCCACACGAUGCACACGAAGCUGAGUCAAUCCGAGCGUCUUUGGAGAAGUCUGCUGCUGGGCAUAUGGUAUGCUACCUCCGAGAGAACAUCCCUUAUCGCUGGCAUUACCAAAUGAAUGAUAGGAUACCUCCAGUGGUUCAUGUAUUUGCCAUCAUUGCGACAGUGCUUGGGAUACCACAGUCUGAAUGGCCUCCGAACAAUGCAAGCAUAGUGGAUGUCUCCCACCUUCUCAAGACGCCCUUAUUGGUCGACACUGAGCCAAGGCCAUAUAGCGGGAAUUUGCUCGAGGACUACGUGAUACUCUCCUGA
This is a messenger RNA of Perkinsus marinus ATCC 50983, 1203 nucleotides long. RefSeq names its product ectonucleotide pyrophosphatase/phosphodiesterase, putative. Lineage: Eukaryota; Perkinsozoa; Perkinsida; Perkinsidae. The record is from RefSeq and is a predicted model, not a curated record. The transcript is spliced from 8 exons. Bases 1 to 1203 code for a protein of 400 amino acids.